AGAGAGAGAGGGCGAGCGGCCCCCGCGAUGAUGUGGCCGUAAUGCGCCGCCGCCACCGGCCGACCCGACCCGACCCGACCCGACCCGGCGGCGGGCGGGAGAGAGCCGAACGGCAGCCGCCGCCCCGCGCCGCUGAGAGGCGCUGAGGGGAGCGCGAGGGGGCGGCCGCUCCUCGUGCGGGGGGAACAAAGAGGAGCGGGCUCAUCUCCUCCAGCGUUCGCUGGCGUGCGAACGUCGGCAGGUGGGACCCACGAGUGCUCAUACGGGAACGGACAGAACACCACGCGUGUGUUUGCCAGCGCGAGGCCGAAGGGGACAGUGUGCUGCGGCACGUCGCUACCGUGGAUGAGACGUGGCGCCCCGCGGAGCUGAGGGCGAGCAGAGGGAACCCGCCCGCCGCACUCGGCCGCCGACAGUCGGCGCCCGCCGGAUCUGGCUGAUGAAUCGGUCCUCCCGCCCUGCAGGGGGCGCUGCGCCGCGGUGGGCGGAGCGGGGCGAGCGUGCGACCCUCCUCACUUCCGGCCGGCGGGGCGCAUGGCGGGGGUCGGGCAGGCAGCGGGACCGGUCGCGUCGCGGGAGCUGCUGGACGCGGGGCGCCGCGGAGGGCUGGAAGAAACGCUACGGAUUAGUUCAAAACCCAGCAGCAAGAAGGCUACGACUUUACAGACAGUUAGAGUGCCAAGGAGUAAUGUUCUGGACAGAGUACAGAGCUUUUUACCGCAGAUGGCACAUGCAAAUGACGAGCUAAAAAGGAAAAUGGUAACAGCACCAGCACAUCAGUUUGAUAUUGAAAAUCUCAACAGUGCCACAGAGAAAGUUAUAGAAAUGAAUGUGGCUGUUAUUGAACUGAGUGAUUCUGAUACAGACGAAGAGAAUCUAACCUCAGAAGAUGACUCAGAGUCUGAAGAUGACUGUAAAACUGAUGAAGUGACAAUAGACAACAUUAAGUUUCCCAAACCAAAGGGAGAAAAGGGCAAAAUAGAAAUUUUGGACAGCAAAGUGAAUGAGUGAAUCCAUUUUUAUUACACUUAAAAAUAUAUAUCAAGCAAACCACAUUUUCUUACUUUAAAGACGUAGCCCUUAAAUGGCCUUGUUUCUCCAUGUGCGAUUCCCCAGGAUCCCGUGAAAUGCUUCUGUUUACAUGGUGGAGAAUUCAAGAUCCACUCGUGGCUCUGAAGCAGGCCACGUCUCUGAAGAAUUAAGUAAUGUCUUAUCCAUCAAACAACAUGGAAAUUCCAAGCUUCCUUGUGAAGUCAGACUAAGAACGCAGCUACAAGUUGGGACACUUGAGCCAAAAGGCCGUACUGCACAGCUCAGUAGGAAAGUUCUUGUUCUCUUGCUUUGCUGAGGAAGGAUUUUUGUAGUUUGCUUAGAAUAAAGUUUUGCAUCGAGAGCAGGAAAGAAGUGACAAGGAAAAAUCUGUUUUUUAUUAUGUCUUGGAAAGUGUUAAUGUACAAUGUCUUUAAUAUUAAACGUUACCUUAAAGUACAUCA
This is a messenger RNA of Coturnix japonica (Japanese quail), 1493 nucleotides long. RefSeq names its product NOP protein chaperone 1 (gene NOPCHAP1). Gene Ontology annotation, molecular function: box C/D methylation guide snoRNP complex binding. Gene Ontology annotation, biological process: box C/D snoRNP assembly. Lineage: Eukaryota; Metazoa; Chordata; Aves; Galliformes; Phasianidae. The record is from RefSeq and is a predicted model, not a curated record.